This is a messenger RNA of Linum tenue, 1896 nucleotides long. NCBI's taxonomy places the organism in Eukaryota, Viridiplantae, Streptophyta, Magnoliopsida, Malpighiales, Linaceae. The record is from the annotation of a GenBank genome assembly.
GUUGUCUUCAAUUUGGUCUUUAUCAGAAAUGGUUAUGGAGCUUAGCAGGAGCAAAGCAAAUGGGGUUUCAUGGAACUUAGCUGGUAAUGGCAUCAGUAGGAAGUAGGACUGAAGGAGUAAAUGCAGCUUGUCUAUGGCUCUUUUGGGGAGUGACAGAAAAUAGCAAAACCACAAAUUAAAACACUGCUCUGUCCUUUCUUUCCGGACUCUCUCUCUCUCUCUCUGGUUUAUUUUAUACACCACGCCAUUAACGCCUGACACUUCUUCCUUCUUCUUCUCCUCCUACUCCUACACCAGAAGAGUGAAACCAUUGAAAUCGAGACGGUGGAAAUUGGUUUAGAGGGAGGGAAAUCCGAUAUCCGACGGGCGAGAAUAAGAAGUGAAAAGGGAAGAAAGAAUGGUGGGACCGUCCAGGCCGCAGUUCGUUCUCUUCGGCUCCUCCAUCGUUCAGCUCAGCUUCGGCAAUGGCGGUUGGGGUUCCUCUCUCUCCGAAAUCUACUCGCGCAGGGUAACUUCACCCUACUAUCUCCUUUCUGUUACAUUCCUUUUUCAGAGUUUCCACCGUUACCCGGUGCAAUUUUCUCGUUUCUCUUCCCGGCCCUUUUGUUUGUUUGACUGCUUCUUCUUACUCCAUUUUUUCUGCUCGAAAUUCCACCCGCGCCGAUUCGAGCUCGCUGGAGUCUUCAAUCAUCGCUGGCUUCCCUAGGGAAUUUUCAUCUUGUUAUUAAUUCAAGACCGAUACUGCAUCGGCAUAACGGCAGAUGUGAUCUUACGAGGGUACUACGGAUGGAACUCGCGUCGUGCUGUUCAGGUGCUCGAUGACAUUUUCCCAAAGGAUGCUAGUGUGCAGCCAUCUUUAGUAAUUGUGUAUUUUGGUGGGAACGAUUCGAUGGGUCCACACUCUUCUGGGUUAGGCCCUCAUGUUCCACUUCCUGAGUAUGUAGAAAACAUGAAGAAGAUCGCACUUCAUCUCAAGAGCCUUUCAAAGACGCUACGCAUAAUUUUUCUCAGCUGUCCUCCAGUUGAUGAGGUUAGAGUUCGUUCCAACGCAAGUGCAUACUUCAGCGAGCUGGUUAGGACAAAUGAACUCUGCAAAAAGUACUCGGAUGCAUGUAUAACGCUGUGCAAGGAACUGGACAUAAAGGUUGUUGAUCUUUACUCUGCACUUCAAACGAUAAGCGACUGGGAGACUGCAUGCUUCACAGGGAUGGGAUUCACUUAUCCGCAGAAGGAAGCAAAAUAGUGGUGAAGGAGAUACUGAAGGUGCUGAGAGAAGCAACAGAAUGGAGCCCCUCUUUGCACUGGAAAUCCAUGCCGGUUGAAUUCGCAGAGGAUUCUCCAUACGAUCUCGUGGCUGCCGAUGGGAAAAGGACUCUAAAUCCGUCGACUUGGAACUUCCACUGGGAGAGUCAAUGGGACUAAAACUAGAGAGGCAGGCUCAAGUAUUAGAUGCAGAGAAGAUGGGAUUGAUUGCCGAUGCAGAUGAAAAACUCAACUUCUUCUGCAAAGGGAUCAGCAGAACUGGACAGCAUCAUCAUCCUCAUCCACUUUGUAGAGGGUCAAAGAAAGGCAAACUGAGUCAGUUCUGAUUAAUAUGGUCAAGUCUCUUAAAUAGGAAUGCUUUAGUAGGAUUGGGUUGUUGGGAAUGUUGGUGAAAACCGAUAGUUUGCCGUUUUCUCCAUCAAAAUUAGACAUUUCGUUAAGUAAUCACAUAAAGGGCUAUUUUAUGCUUUAGUUUCUUCUUCAUUAGGUAUCGUGUAAGAGUUACUAAGAUGUCACUAAAUGAAGGUUUAAAUGGUGUUUAUGCAUAUGAGAUGUUUACGAGCAUACCCAUGAAUGGAAGGCUUGGACUCAUGGUGUUUCUAGUUUCUACUAGGGCUAAUACCACUAGGAAAC